Messenger RNA from Hemicordylus capensis (graceful crag lizard), 7098 nucleotides. RefSeq names its product AT-hook transcription factor (gene AKNA). The record is from RefSeq and is a predicted model, not a curated record. Gene Ontology annotation, cellular component: centrosome. The transcript has 22 exons. Lineage: Eukaryota; Metazoa; Chordata; Lepidosauria; Squamata; Cordylidae. Bases 328 to 4890 code for a protein of 1520 amino acids. Gene Ontology annotation, biological process: neuroblast delamination; epithelial to mesenchymal transition; neuroblast division in subventricular zone.
CUUGUCAGCAAUGAUGACUUCCUCAUUACCUCCAGUUUUAUUGUAGGAAAGCAGUUGUGUCCAGGAGAGGUGAUUCCUGGAAGAUGAGGUCUUGUGUAAGCUGAUGUUGGGGGACGUCAAUCUGUAAUAUUGGGCGUGUGAAAGUAUGGAAUAAAGCUGCAAUGUGACCUACUUUCCCAAGGCGCACCCCCCCCUACACACAAGCCCCCCAGCCCUUUGGAGAGGCCGAAUGAUGAAGUGGCACAAGUGAGCCUCUUUGCUUUUUUGCCCGAGAAGUUUAUUCCGCCACGCCUCACUGCAUCAGGCUGCACGCCGGCGACGGGGGGCAUGGCUAGGAAGCCGGGUGAUGGGUUUGGAUGGCGGCGCCGGACCCAAAAGGAGGCGGAGGCAGCUGCAGCAGAAGAAGAAGAAGAUGAUGAGCUGGAGGGGUGCGCAGGUACGAAUGGAAUCCUUGACGUGGGAGAACAUGGACUUGUGGGGAGCGUGGAUCCGUGGGAUCUCUCAUCCUCCCAGGAUAUCCUGGAGGACAUCAGCCUCCUUGAGGAGCUUAAGGAUUACCAGCAUCUUUUGGCAGAAGGUGAACAGAGCUUAGACCUGGGUGAACUCCAAGAUCUGGAAUGUGUAGGAGAAGCCAGCCCUGGGAGCCCCCAACCUGAAGAUGGUGAAAACCGAGAGGAUUGUGGGAGCUCAGAGGACGUAAGACCAGUUUCUUACUGGCAUCGACAAAGAGAGCAACAGAUGGGCAUGAAAGAAGAUGGCCAGGACCAAGGGAGCUCAGAAGAACUGGAGAAACCAGGAGACAUUUCGGGGGCGGGCAGUGAGGGAGAAGCCUACCCCGAGCUUUCUUAUGAGGGUCAGUACGGUUCGGAAUAUAGUGCCAGCCCCGAAGCUCAAGGGGACCCUCUGGCUUGUUAUAAACAUGGCAAAUCCUGCAACUUUACCUCAGAGGGGGAGGAGGACUUCUCGGAGCACUCCCACUCUAGUCCUUCUCCCUCCAGGCUUCCCGCAGAGCACACCCGCUUGAAAAUAGAUGUCUUUGAGACACGGAGUUUGCUUGGCAGCAGCAUGGAGUAUCCUGAGGAAAUGGAGUUCUCCUCCCCGUCUGGGAGAAGUCCAGAGAGUCACACGCUGAGUUCCCCAGUAGGCUCCACACGCUGGAGUCAGAACCUCUUGGACCGUCUGUCUUUAGAAGACCUUCAGGACUCCCCGGGCAUUGAUGCCGAGACCUUCCCAGAAUCGUCCUGCACGGAGUACCUGGGUGAACCUUUGGGAGCUGUUGCCAUGACGCCCAGCCCUUUAACCAGAACGAAGCCUAAAGAGAGACCUUGGGGCGCAGCGGAGGUGACGGAGAUGCCUCACGCCCCUGUGCGAGUUGGCAACCGGCCACCAGAAAGAGCGCGGAAGCUGAAAGCGGAUGUGCCCCGGGGGCUGCCGUCAAAAUUUAGCAGGCAGUCCCGGUCUCUCAGCCCUCGGGGGCGUGCCGUGGGGAGAAAGGCAGAUCGGCCGAGCUCGACUGAGCCUAGCCAAGCUGGCCGACUGGCCCCAGUCCCGAGUGACACCUCACGGUACGGCCGAGGGCAGCUCAACUACCCGCUUCCGGAUCUGUCCAGAGUGGAGCCCCGUGUCCGAUUCCCCAGGGACCCCCCGAGCUACCACCCGCCCAGGGGAAAGACCCUCCCCGCCAAGGCCAAAGAGUCCGUGAGGCCAGUGGUCUUCAAAUCCCCUGCCGAGAUUGUCCGCGAGGUUCUGCUGAGCAGCGGGGAGGGCUCCCCCCAGAAAUGCCCGACCCCCACCGUGUCGGUGAUUCCCGAGGAGCUGAAAUCUCCAAGGCAAGCCACGGAGUUGGUGCAUCAGCUUCAGGAGGAUUACCACAAACUGUUGACCAAGUAUGCCGAAGCGGAGAACACCAUUGACCGGCUACGGCUGGGGGCCAAGGUGCGCCUGUAUGCCGACCCUCCGAAGCCCAGCCGUGAGAUGCAGAGGGGGGCGUUGCCUCGAGGCUCCAAGGUCUUGACCUUCAGCAUCCCCCAGGUCCGAGCAGCGGAAGUGACGGGGAGCUCCGGUCCCGCCCCGGUUGCUGCAUGGAACGAGGGAUUGUCAGGAGAGCAGAUGACAUCUUCUUCCCUUCCUAAUUCUGUGGCCACUGGGGUUUCCAGAGCAGAUGGACCCAACUCCAUUGCCCAGCCUUUCUCGGGAGAUCAUUUGACACGUGUAUUAGCUGCCCAAGUGAGGAAAUUUCAGACACAGGUGGAAUCCUUGGAGGAGUUAAUUUGGACGGGGAGGCUGACACCACAGGACCAGCUAAAGGGAUUUGCAAGGCUGAAGGAAGCUCAGGCCGCCCUGGAGAGGGCUUACCUGCAGGCCCGAGAACAAUCCCGGCAGGUGCAGAACCACCUGGAAUCUGCUGAGGUGCUUGGAGAUUUUGACCCAGAUCGGGUGGUGGAAGGGGAGAUCUUCCGCCUGGAGAUGCGCUUGGAGGAGCUGAAGGAGCGGCUUGAUCCAGCUUUGCAGAACCAGCUGGUUGCCCAGAGCAACUCUGAGGAAGCCAGAUCCCCUGGUUGUCUGCCAUCGCAGGCUUCGGCAGCCCAGAUGAGGUCCCCGACUCCAUCCAUACAAGCCCCGACCCCAGCCCUUCGCACUCCGUACCCUGAGGCUCCCAUCCCCAAAGACAGCCGCUACCAAGUCUGUGUGGAUGCCGAAGUGAGCUCGGUCAGCAGCGAGAGUGAGGCAGACGGGGAGGGCAUCCCUGACCCUCUGCGGCACAAGCAGCUCCAAGUGGAGGAGGAUUUUGAUCACCUGCUAGACCACUAUAGCAGCUUCAAGUCUCUUCCAGAAGCGAUGAGCUUGGAACAGCUGCAGCCGGACAAACGGCACUUGUCCCCGGAGGACGUGGACGGUCCAACUGCAGGGGAUGCUGGGACAAAGGACAGCUCCCGCAGAAUGGCAGCUAACAUGAACGGCACCGCUCGCAUCUCAUCCUCGCAGCAGCCCCGAGAGAGGCAGCCUCCUGACCUGCCACCCAGAAAGCGCCGGCCGCCGGCCUCCCGGCUCAGCGGCCUGCCCUCCGUGGAGGUGGAGGAGUCGGUUCCUCGGGGCUCCGCUGAGAAUAAGAGGGCCUCGACUGCAGUUCCCAAGCCAACCUCCAGGAGGCAGCAGGAGCCGCUCUCCCCACAGAGCAGCAUGGCCAGCAUCGCGGGCAGCAUCGCCUCGGAACGGGCCGGCCAGAAGUCCUUCCGGAAGACGAGCCCAGCACUGCCCGAAGAGCUUCGCAUUGUGUCCCCAGAGACAGACAGCGGGUUCGUGGGGUCAGAAGCCAGCCGGGUCUCUCCCUUGGCUCAGGUGCCAAAGUACCAUUCAUCUCACAUUAGGUCCCGUGGCAUGCAGGGGAAAUAUGCUCUGACAGCCGAUGCUGCUCCCACCGCCGUCCUCCAACCAGCAUCUCGGAGGAAAGAACCUGUUGAGGUGGAACCCCUAGCGACGGACACGUUGUCCAGGAAUGGCCCAGCUGAGGGCACCGUGGAGAGGCACGGCCCGCCCGGUGACAGAGGCCCACUCCAGGCAGCCUCCCCUCCCAGGUGGACAGAGAGCAUUGCCAGCGAGGUGGAGCCGGACACAGAGAGCACUCGCUCCGACUCUGACAUGCAUGGUGGACUUGGCACUUUCAAAUCCCCUCCCAAUGAAGCGAGAUGUUCUCCGCCCAGUUCCUCUGCCCCAUCACUUUCUGCAGCUCAGGCACUCUGCUACAGUUUCCUCGAUUCGCGCUUGGAACGAGACCAGGCUAUUGCAGCUCUACAAAAUGAAGUCUCCCAGCUACGGCAAAGUCUGGCGGAGACCCUCUACCGACCUCACAGCCCCCCAAGGCUGUCGUCAUCCCCACGUACCUCUAGGGCCCGUCUGCCGUUCCAGGACAGCGCCCGCUUCCGAAAGAGUGCCAAUCCAAAGAGCAAAACUUUAGGGGAAAGCCGACUCGGCCCUGAGGAUCCAGCUGUGACCAUUGAGCCGGAGAGGUGGAGGAGGAAAGCAUCGCUCUCGCAAGAUGGGACCCAGCUGGAGAUCACCCCUUCGGAGUCGGACUGUUCUCUGCCCAAGCCCUGGGGAGGAAAGCGCCCGGUAGCCUCCACUUCCCAGACGAAACCCCCAGAUCAGCCCAUCGUCCAAGGCCCUUACACAGGGACGCGGUACCCCCUUUCUACUCCCAGAGCCCAAGAACCGAAGGCCCGCGAAGCGUCUGCCUCCUGCCCCUAUUGCCAAGAAGUUAGGUUGUGGCCUUCAGAAGAAUCCGCAUCUCCGCGAGGCGCCAGAGAGACAGAAGGUUUUGCCUCCGCAAGGGGCUCAUCCAGACCCCCUCAGCAUAGCACUCAGCGGAAGACAGAGCCCUGCUUCCUGUGCAAGGGCAGCCGACACGCCAAGGGCCAAGUUGUGCAUGAGGCAGGCCCCAGGACAGAGAACGCCUUGCCGCCAGACUCUGAAGCACCACCGGAACCCAGGAAGCAGCAGCAGCCACCUCAGCGGCCGGGCCUGUGGUGUUGGGCGGUGCCAUCUGUCGGCUACGUCCCAGCGAUUCCCUUGGCCCCUUAUCCUCCGCCACCUGUAAUCUACUGUUCUCCAUCAGCACCUACCUCAACCUCCACCCCUGCUGGGCUUCCUGUGUAUGACUCGGGCAGGCAGCAAGCCCCAGAGCUGAAGACCUGGGCUUCGUGGCGUCAGACCCGAGGACAUGGCUCUUGCUCCUUGACGCUCAACUGCAGGGGCCUGCUGGACCUGAACUGGUCUCUGAGCCGUGCCGUGGAAGCCGCCCAAGGCAUGAAACUCACCACCAGGAAGAUGAGCCGGUCUCUGGCUUCCGAGCUGAGCAAAGCGAAGAGUCUGCGGGGCUCCUGCCUCUUCUAGCAAGAGAGACCCGAGGGGGCCUUUCCUCAUAUAGGUACUUCCUACCGAUGGUUCAGGGCUCUGCUCUGACUGGCAGCCACGCUCCAGGGUCUCAGGCGAGGGCCCUGCCAAUCCCCAGCUCUACCUGGAGAUGCCGCCAGGGAUCCAACCCGGGACUUUCUGCAUGAAAAGCAGCUGUUCUACCCCCAAGCUGUGACCUCGCCCCUGGGGUUCAGCUGGCACUGUAAGGAAAAGGAGACCAGGUUGUCCGGAGUAUGGAGAAAGAGCAGGCUUCUUCAUGGACAGUUGCUGGUGGUUCUGUGCCAAAGACUAACACUGUCGCCCCUUUCCCUUGAUGAGGGGAUCUCUCUUCAGUGUCUGGGGGUCGCACUGUUGUGUGAGAAGGAACCUGGGAGUUCCCUACACCUCCCGAGUGAGAGCCACAAGGGACCUGUGUCCACCUGCCCAUCCUCAAAAUGCUCUUGAUUGGGAGUUCAGAAGACUGAAAAAGGUCUCCCAGAGUUCCUCUUCUCUCCUGCCCUCAAGCUGUGCCUCUUCCUAGAGACAAUGCCGUGGCACUUUCAUGGAGCGGGGGAGAUAGAAGGGCAGGGCGGGGGGAGCCAGCCCGGUUGCCUUUUUAACAAAUUGACUCUGGGGCAGGGGUCUGUGUCUUAACUUUGCUCAGGGACCUGCCAUUCGCCCCAGUAGCCCUUCUGCUUCCACGAGAGACCCUUUGGGGAAGGUUGAGUCUAUCCCUUCCUCUCUGAGCUCUGUUCUUUCCUUCCUCCACAUUGCCUCAGCGGUUUUUUGCCUUAAUUCUUCAACCCCUUUGUCAGCUUGUCGGGAAAAGGUUGUAAACGUUCACUCAGGACCCCAAGUGCCUCCAGCUGCACUGAAGAAACCAACUGGGCCCGUGCCUGUUCUCCUAUGCUUUGGCCAGUUUAUUUAUAUUUUAAGGAAUCCAAUGAACACAAAGGUCUGUCUUAAGGCUCGUACGAAUGGUAACCGCUUCCUGUAGUGAAACGUUAAGCACUUUAGCAUCGCGGCGGGCAGCCAUCUUGGAAACGAGCAUUGGCCAACAGCUGAUCCUCAUACAGCGAGGCCUGCCUUUUCUCUGCUCAUGAGAAGUCACUAUUGUGAGUACUUUCAAAGGCACGGCUUAGCUUCUCCAUGCCUCGUGACCAGUCCGUGCCAGGAAGCUGCUAAGAGUUGGCCAUAAGAGCUAUGCGUUGGCUAUUGCAAAAACACCGACUUGUGGUCAUCUGUUUCCUAGUUCACACAAUCAAAAUCCAGGUGGGAGGGGCAGCCAGCUGGAGUAGGAGAGCUGGGCACAUUCCCGAGCGGCAGUCGUGUAAACUCCAAGUUCAAGGUAGGAGGAAGAGGAGGGGAGAGUGAUUGUGUGGGAGGCAGGAGCUGGGUGGGCAGGUGUGACCUAGUGGAUCCUCGCCCCAGCAUUUUAUCAAGGGUGGAGGAAAAAUCAUCCUGCCCUUCUCCAGCCUCCCAUCUGACCACUCUCCCCUCUUCUUACCUUGAUCUUUGAGUUUAUACGAGUGCCAAUUGGGAGCACACUUAGCUCUCCUAUCCUGGCUGGGGUCCUCGUACCUGCAUGUCUGUUGGCUGAACUAGCUGUGUAUGUGUGUGUUGGUGGGGAUGUGUGUGAGAGAACCAAUGAACAAACUUUUUUUUUAAGAAAGAGUGGAAUGGUGUUGGAUGGUAGCUAGAGAUGUCUCUUCCUUCUAAGGUUAUUUCUGGGUGUGGUUGUUGGUGGUGUGGUCUGGUGCCUGAGCAGGCAACCUUGCCACAACCUUAAAUUGUGUUUUGGGGUGAUUUUGGUCUGUAGUUCAACAGCAGCUGGAAAAGUGAUGGGAUUUUGACUCCCCUCUUUGUCAUUGACCCCAAAGGCCUGUAGCACUUCAUUUGGCGGAAAUCAGUGUGUGUUUUCUCCCCCGUUUCUGUCUCGGUGAUCAUGCUUGUGGGUUUUCUCUGCUCAAACCAAUUUGCAUGUCGCGCUCAAGUCACCCAACCCAACAUUAAGCGGACUCCAAAGACACCAUCCACUUGCCCGUGGAUGUCACGAAUGCCUUCGGUGCAUCAUAAUGCCACGGAAGCUGGAGACUGGGACUUGGCCAUUCAGCAACACACAAGAGAAUGCUGCUUUCCAGCUCAGACCUUGUUGAAAUCUGGUUUUGGUUAUUUGUUUUUUUAAAAAAAAUAAAGCCAUAAUUCCCA